AUUUAUAGACAACAUGCGACAUCCCCAUCUGUCCUCCUUUUGAAUCAUUAGCAUCUUGGUCUCAGCCGAUCCGUGACAAUGGAUAUCGCAUACGAUCAUAUCCAGGAAGAAAACCUGCCGGACCACGAACGGGAAGAAGCUCCCGCCGAGGAAUCCAAGCCAGCUGGAUUGAACACCGAGUUCCAAGAGGCAUACAAGGCGUUUUCUAGCAGCCCAUGGGGCUCAAGGAUUGGUGGCUUUCUCGGUAAUGUCCGCAAGCAGGGAGAAAGCUACUAUGAAGACGCAAGGAAAGAUUUGGGUGCUGCCAGCACCCAAGCGACCAACGGGAUCAACGCGCUCAUUAGUAAAACAACAGCAUUAUCCCAAGUACAAUCCGAAUUGCCGCCUGGCGAACCCGCCGGCCCCGCUGGAGAAGCCCCGGGAACAGUUCCUCCCACCACUGCUUCCUCCUCCGCAGAUACUACUACAGUGACUCGGGAUACAGAAGCCUCCGGUGGUACAGAAACCUCCGAACGACCCGAUUCAUUGCCCGCCGACAUUCUUCACGAGGCGGAGUCGAUGCUCGCACGGUUUCGCGUCGAAGCGAGCAAGCGCAUGAAAGACAUCGAGCGCGCCGAAGACCGAGCCGACGAGGCGAUCCUAAAUUUUGGUUCGAGCGUUCGGGAUUUCUUGAAGGAAGCAGUUACAAUUGCGGCGCCCGAGGAGGACGGGACCGACGGGCAAGAGCGGAAGAAGGCAAAGGAUGUCCUGUUCGAUAACAUGGAAGAGGAAAGCCGGCGGGUUUUCCAUGCUACGAGACUCGAGGCGCGGUUGCAUUCCAUCCAUACUAAGUUAGACUCGUUCUUGGAAAAUCCGGCAGAGGAGGCGUACGAUGAGUGGAUCGGAAGUUUUAAGGUCGAUGAGAAGACCGAGGACAUCGCGAAUGAUCUCGACGCUUAUCCCGAGCUCAGGAAGGCGAUGGAGGCAUGCGUACCCGAACGAGUGGAUUAUGCCACCUUCUGGAGCCGGUAUUAUUAUCUCCGAAACGUGGUGCAGACGGAGGAAGAUCGUCGCAAGGAACUCCUCAAAGGCGCAGUAUCCUCCGACAACGACAUGGCUUGGGACUCCGAGAGUGACGAUGAACCCGAGGCGAUCAAGAAGGAUUCACACACUGACCCAAGCAGCUCAACAACAACGCUGCAGCCACCUCGAGCACACAGUUCCAAUACGCGUCGCUCUCCAGACCAACAUUCUCAGGCUGACAGCGACGCGAGCUAUGACCUCCCCCAGCUCGGAGAAGGAGAAAGAUGGUGGACUGGCCAAGCCUGCUGCGAAGGAUGA
This is a messenger RNA of Eremomyces bilateralis CBS 781.70, 1320 nucleotides long. RefSeq names its product BSD-domain-containing protein. The coding region runs from base 79 to 1320 and encodes 413 amino acids. The transcript is spliced from 4 exons. Gene Ontology annotation, cellular component: cytoplasm. The record is from RefSeq and is a predicted model, not a curated record. NCBI's taxonomy places the organism in Eukaryota, Fungi, Ascomycota, Dothideomycetes, Eremomycetales, Eremomycetaceae.